UAAAAUAUACUAAAACUCUUUCACCAAACCCAUCGCAUUCAUUUCACCAAACCCAUUUUUCAGCUCUCUGUGAACAAUCUAUCUGUGAACAAUCUAGCACACAAAAAUGGAGGAAGCAUCUAAAACCAUUGCAUACCAAAUCAGAGAUUUUGAAAUUCUGUUCUAGAUCGUUUGCUGUUGUUCAAUGGCGUCGGCUCAGGUGCUACCGAACAACUCUGCUUCGUCUCGGAAGCAAGAGCAUUUGGAAGCUGACAAGCGUCGGAUUCAAUCAGGAUCGAUUCCGCCUCUUUUGAGUGGAAAAGAUGUUCUUGGUGCUGCAAGGACUGGUUCUGGUAAAACCCUUGCUUUUUUAAUUCCUGCUGUAGAGCUUUUGUAUAAACUUAAGUUUAAUCCUCGAAGUGGAGCUGGUGUUGUUGUCAUAUGUCCCACUAGAGAGCUUGCUAUUCAGUGCCUCAUUGUUGAUGAAGCUGACAGGCUAUUGGAAGCAAACUUUGAGGAUGAAUUGAAGCAGAUUAUCAAGCUCCUCCCAAAGGUCGAUAUGAUUGUAGUUACCGAUGGGAGCAGAAUUCUGGGACUUGGAGAUCUUGGUGUUCAAGUAAUUGGCAUUGCAAUUGGGAAGCUUGAUCUAUAUGUUGCUGCUGCUGGCAUGAAUCCUCAAAGGGAAUUUGAUCCAAUCAUUUGCAUGGAAGGUGGAGAGUGGAUAUUGAAUUCAGUGCCUUAUUGUUUCAAAACUUGUCUCAAUUUAUUUUCCUUUUCUAAUUUUGAUAGAGAUGAAGCUGAAAUUCAAUUCCUGAAGUUUAUAUUAGAAAAUGCCCCAAUUUUAAAAAACACUCAUAUAUAUGGUUCUGACAGUCUAUUAGCUGAUUUGAAGAAGAAGACUGAUGUUUGCAACAGAAUGGAGUCUAUGACUUGCCAAAGCUCAUGUCCUUGCUCAUGAUGGGGGCUAUCACCAACUUGUUAGUCAUUGGUAUAUUAGACAACGCCCUACUUAGGCCUGGGCGUUUUGACCGCCAGAUAACAAUUGAUGUACCCAACAUUAAAGGCCGUGACAAGAUUUUUCAGAUUUACUUGAAAACAAUCAAACUUGACC
This is a messenger RNA of Vicia villosa (hairy vetch), 1090 nucleotides long. Its product is annotated as ATP-dependent RNA helicase HAS1-like. Gene Ontology annotation, biological process: maturation of LSU-rRNA from tricistronic rRNA transcript (SSU-rRNA, 5.8S rRNA, LSU-rRNA). Gene Ontology annotation, molecular function: ATP binding; malate dehydrogenase (decarboxylating) (NAD+) activity; nucleic acid binding. The coding region runs from base 185 to 937 and encodes 250 amino acids. The transcript is spliced from 6 exons. The record is from RefSeq and is a predicted model, not a curated record. Gene Ontology annotation, cellular component: nucleolus. Lineage: Eukaryota; Viridiplantae; Streptophyta; Magnoliopsida; Fabales; Fabaceae.